Molecule: messenger RNA, 1404 nt
Organism: Miscanthus lutarioriparius
Lineage: Eukaryota; Viridiplantae; Streptophyta; Magnoliopsida; Poales; Poaceae
Source: the annotation of a GenBank genome assembly
AUGGCGCCCAUCGAAGAUGGCGCGUUUGCUCCCAAGAAGGGCAAGGCCAAGGCCAAGACCAAGACCGCGCGCCAACUUCUUGCGCCGGCCGACAAAGACGCCGCACGCACUGCACCGGCCGGCAGCUACGACUUCUCGGCGCCACCUCCAGCUCAGUCACGAUCGAUCCGGGGUCUUGAUGUUCCGCUUGGCUGCUCCUGCUGCUAUUUUACAUUGCCGUAUGCUCUCAUACGAACCGGAUCUAGGAAUAAAAUGUCUGCAUCUCAGAGUAUUAGCUCUGGAACUUGUGAUAGUCCAGCCACACAAGCAUCCGUAGCUUGUUGUCGAUUUGAUGAUUGGUUCCAAGGUUCUAUUGUUGACAUUGACACCAGUUGCACUGGCACUGGCCCAGCCCAACCUGGUGGUGCACCAGUAACAGACACACCUGCAGCUCCAGUUAAUAUCGGCGAAGAUGAUCAAGAUGAUGAAGAGCAGGCUCAUCUUUCUAGCAAGAGGUACAAAAAAUGCACAUCACAUGUCUGGAAGUAUUUCACCAAGAAAAAGGAGGUUAUAGAGGUGGAUGGAAAGCAGUAUGAGCAGCUGUGGGGGUACUGCAAUUUCGCUAGGUGCAAUAAGAGGUACAGAGCUGAGGGCCCUUGUGGGACGACUGCAUUCAAGAGCCAUUUGAGGUCAAAGCACAGUAUUGUGGAGGGACAACAACGACUUGAUGUUGGUAGACAUACUGGUGCUAAGUUAUACGAGACAUUCGGUGAAGUUAUGGUUAAAUGGUAUAAGAAAAGGCUAAUAGAGUACUACAUGAAGAAGUUCCAUGGUGAUCACUAUCAACUUGCACUCGAUGAGUUUAUUUGUGUGGUAAAGAAACUAUACAACUUUUAUGCUAGUUCUGCUCCUGCACCAGCAAAGAAAACUAGUAGUGUGGCUGCACCUGGACCUAGUAACACAGCUGAUGUAUUAAUGGGAAAUGUAGACCAUGACCUAGAAGAAUUUCUAUAUGAUGAAAGUGAACAUGCUAUGGUUGAGACAAAUGAGUUGGAGAGGUGUAUGGGGGAGCCACUACUGAAAAUUGUUGGUGAGUUUGACAUCUUAGCUUGGAAAAACAAGAGAGAAGAGUAUCCUAUCCUUUCACAGAUUGUUCGGGAUAUAAUGGCUGUACAAGUAUCAACGGUAGCAUCCGAGUCUGCAUUUAGUGCUGCUGGUCGUGUUGUUGAUCCCUAUCGCAGUCGUCUUGAUCCUGAGAUGGUACAGGCAUUAAUUUGCACAAAGGACUGGGUUGCUGCAGCAAAUGCGAAAGUGGUUGGAUCAAUUGUGAGUGAUCUUGAAGUUGAUGCUUUGACUAAUGUUGUGGCUAAACUGAAAAUUGAGGACAAGGACAAGGAGGCGAUGGGGACUCGAGGAGGACAAUGA